Messenger RNA from Melanaphis sacchari, 471 nucleotides. RefSeq names its product KRAB-A domain-containing protein 2-like. Gene Ontology annotation, biological process: DNA integration. Lineage: Eukaryota; Metazoa; Arthropoda; Insecta; Hemiptera; Aphididae. Gene Ontology annotation, molecular function: nucleic acid binding. The annotation marks the transcript as partial. The record is from RefSeq and is a predicted model, not a curated record. The transcript has a single exon.
AAACACGCUCAUCCCAAAAAAGGUUUAGUAAUAAAACCAAUUUUAUCUAAAACUUUUAAUUCUCGUGCACAGGUGGAUCUAAUAGAUAUGCAAAGUAAUAAAGAUGGUGGUUUUAAAUUUAUCUUGGUUUACCAAGACCAUUUUACUAAGUUUGUUUCUUUACGACCUUUAAAAACAAAAACUUCAAGCGAAGUUGCGUACAAUCUUAUAGAUAUUUUUUGUAUAUUUGGAGCUCCGUGCAUACUACAAUCAGACAAUGGUAGAGAGUUUGUGAAUCAUAUUAUAAAUGAUUUAGUUCUAAUGUGGGAUGAUUUAAAAAUUGUACACGGGAAGCCACGUCAUUCGCAAAGCCAGGGGAGUGUUGAGCGAGCUAAUCAGGACAUCGAAAAAAUCAUUUAUGCUUGGAUGGAAGAAAAUCAGUCUAGAAAGUGGAGUGAAGGAUUGAGAUUUUUGUCAAUUUGCCAAAAAUAG